Molecule: messenger RNA, 6216 nt
Organism: Sus scrofa (pig)
Lineage: Eukaryota; Metazoa; Chordata; Mammalia; Artiodactyla; Suidae
Source: RefSeq, a predicted model, not a curated record
AAUCAUGAGCUUGAUUUCAGAUACAUCCAGAAAGCAUCCAGAAGAAAUAUCCUACUGGAAAAACUGAAAAAGCUGUAUUCGUAACACUGGAAUUUGGACAGUUUGUUAAAAUGGCGGAAAAUAGUGAGAAUAAUAGUAAAAAUGUAGAUGUAAGGCCCAAAACUAGUCGAAGUCGAAGUGCUGACAGAAAGGAUGGUUAUGUAUGGAGUGGAAAGAAGUUAUCUUGGUCAAAAAAGAGUGAAAGUUGUUCAGAUGCUGAAACAGUGAAUGCUAUAGAGAAAACUGAAGUUCCUCUAAGGAGCCAAGAAAGGAAGCACAGCUGUUCAUCUAUUGAGUUGGAUUUAGAUCAUUCCUGUGGCCACAGGUUUUUAGGCCGAUCUCUUAAACAGAAACUGCAAGAUGCCGUGGGGCAGUGUUUUCCAAUAAAGAAUUGUAGUAGUCGGCACUCUUCAGGGCUUCCAUCAAAAAGAAAAAUUCAUAUCAGUGAACUCAUGUUAGAUAAGUGUCCUUUCCCACCUCGAUCAGAUUUAGCCUUUAGGUGGCAUUUUAUCAAACGACACACUGCUCCUCUAAGCCCCAAGUCAGAUGAAUGGGUAAGCACAGACUUGUCUCAGAGUGAAUUGAGGGAUGGUCAACUAAAACAGCAAAGAAACAUGGAAGAAGAGGUCAACUGUUUCUCACAUACGGAUGUUCAGCCUUGUGUCAUAACCACUAACAGUCCUUCAGAUAGAGGUAGUCCUGGGACAGGCUCUAUGAUAAACCUGGCUUCAAAUAACAGUAUAGAAGAUAGUGAUAUGGAUUCAGAUGAUGAAAUUAUAACACUUUGCACAAGUUCCAGGAAAAGAAACAAACCCAAGUGGGAAAUGGAUGAAGAAAUCCUGCAGCUAGAAACACCUCCCAAGUACCAUACUCAGAUUGAUUAUGUUCACUGUCUUGUACCAGACCUCCUUCAGAUCAAUAACAAUCCAUGCUACUGGGGCGUUAUGGAUAAAUAUGCAGCUGAAGCUCUACUAGAAGGAAAACCAGAGGGUACCUUUUUACUGCGAGACUCGGCACAGGAAGACUAUUUAUUCUCCGUUAGUUUUAGACGCUAUAGUCGUUCUCUUCAUGCUAGAAUUGAACAGUGGAAUCACAACUUUAGCUUUGACGCUCAUGAUCCUUGUGUCUUCCAUUCUCCUGACAUUACUGGGCUCCUAGAGCAUUAUAAGGACCCGAGUGCUUGUAUGUUCUUUGAACCACUUUUAUCCACUCCUUUAAUUCGGACUUUCCCCUUUUCCCUGCAGCAUAUAUGUAGAACAGUUAUUUGUAACUGUACAACUUAUGACGGCAUUGAUGCCCUUCCAAUUCCUUCUUCCAUGAAAUUAUAUCUGAAGGAAUAUCAUUAUAAAUCAAAAGUUAGAGUACUCAGGAUUGAUGCACCAGAACAACAAUGCUAGGAAAAGGGUAGGAACAUGGAAAUGAUUAUAUACAUAUCUUCAUUUAAUAUUUUUAUUAUGCCAUUUUGAAUUUUUCUACAAGGGCAGAUGAAAUCCAGAAUAAACUUCUGCCCUAAAUUUCAUUUCCAGAUCAGUUUAUUUUUCUUAGGAUACAAUAAUUGUUUAAGGUUACACAUUAGGAGUUAUUGGAUAUUUUUGACCAGGUGUUUGGCUUUUGUUUUUACCAUGUAGAUUGUAUACUUAAUUUUUUUCUUAAUUGUAGCUUGCAUAUGAUCCUACCUAUUUGAAAUUUGGUAGACAUUGCAAACACAGCUGAAUAAUCUGUAAUUUAUACUUUUCUUUAAAGAUAAUUGUGUCCUUUCUUGCAUAUAAAAUGCUUUGUUAACCUCACCCUUUUCAGAGUUGUUCUAAAGUUCUUCAGUGAAGCUGAGUGUGUUGUAAUUUACAAUCCAUACUAAUGUAAUUGACUUGUAAUUUACUCAUAGGGAUGUUAAAAGUUUACAAAAUGGCUUAAAAUCAAAUUUGAUGUGUUUUCAUUUUAAAUGUUAACUAAAGCAGGAUUACUAAAUUUGAUUAAUCAGGUCGGUGAGAAUCAAAUAAGGACAUGAUGUUUUGGAGGUGAACUUAUUCUAUAAUGCAGCAUGGUCAUUUGCUAUUGCCUGAAUAGGUCUUUCUCUCAAACCUAGAAGAGUUACCAUCUUGAGAACAUAACUAUUAUUCCUCUUUCACUGGAAACUUUAAAAAUAAUGAUAGCACUAUUAGUAACUAGUAGUUACUAAAGUAAUAAAGCAACUAGGGUUUUUCUGUAUUAUGAAUUGUUGCUUCUGCUCAGCCCUUUUUUAGAAACUAAGCCCAUUACUUUGGAGAGAUGCCACAGUAUAUAAACAGCCACAAAUUUCCAUUGGUAACCAAAGAGACCCAAGUAGUUUUUCAUUAUUUUAAAUUGAGUUUGAAUAAAGAUUCAGGAAGUAAACAUGGAGCUCAGUAUUCAGGAAGCUUAAUAUUGUUUUUGAUCUUCAGGUUUCAAAUAAUUAUUCCUGUUUUCAGAAUUAGCAUGUCUUUAGUAUGGCUUUCAAAAAAGGAAAACAUUUUGAAAGCUAUGUGGCUUAUGCCAUACUGAACAAUACUGCACACCAGGCAUAAUACUUUAAAUUUACCAUCCCAAGAACAGGGAAGUAUUUUGAGAAACAUCAUCCCAGUAUAUAAGAUAGAUGGAAUGAUAGCCUAUCCAACUUUUCUUUUUUAAAGAGUUAAUGAAUAAUAAAUAUCCUGACAGUUGUUUCUUCUGGUGAGUUGUCUACCCCUUUGUACAAAUUGGCAUUUCUAAUACCAUAGUAAUUGAUUUCUUGAUACUAGUUUAGCUGUGAUAGAGAGCUGCUUCUAUCUGGAUUAAAUGAAAUUUGAUUCAAAUUUCCAAGUUAGAAUAGAUGUUCUUAAGUCUCAUUGCUUUUAUGUUGAAGUAGCAUUUCCCUUUCCUGCAGUUUUGCUGUUAACAUAAAGGUGGCAUUUUAAAAUAAUUACUUCAAAAUACAUCUUCAGCCGUUAUCAUAAAAACAAGAAAACCUGUUACCAAUAUCGUCUAGCAUUUUUUUCCUCAGUGAUCUCAAGAUUGUCUUGGUUCCAGUGAGGGUUAGCUACUAAAAUGGCACCUCUCUUAGCAGUGAUGAGGCUCAGGAUAUCAACACCAAUGUCAAGAUAAGAAUCCCUUCUAAAAAUGGUAUUUCCCUUUUACAAAAGUGGGAAAGUCUCAAACUACCUCAUCUUUAUUGUGGCGCUUUUGUAGAUCACUGAGAAGCUUCUCUUAUUUACCAAUAUAACGCUUCCUAAAUAUCCACCUUUGGUGAAAGAAAAUUAAUAGUAUGGUAAGACUCUACCCAUGAUUAUAGUUUUUUAUCAGAAUUUGAUAUUGAGACUUUCUGUUUCUAUGAAACAAUAUUGUUUUAAAUAUUUUUCUUUUAAAAAUAACUUUCUAUCAGUACAGAAAAACCUAAGGGAUGACUAGGUAAUGACUAUUCUGUUAAAAGAUAAUUUUAUAAAGAUAAAUGAAAUAUAAUUAUGUUGUCUUUUAUAAUGGUAAAAAUUAGUGUUUAUAUGAAAAUCAAGAUCUAAGUAGCUUUUCAUAUAUUCACACUGGUUGCUUGUGAUAUAUUUUCUCUCACUGUCUUAUUUUUUCAACUUCAAGGUAUUGGUAGCUGUUAACAUUUUCAAGUACUGCCAUUUAUAUAGCCUUGAAGUAGAUGAUCUAAUAAAUGAGAGCAGGAAAGAGAUUCAUUUGCUCUGAAACAGUCUGUAUUUUUCCUUUGGUAUUUGCCACAGUGAAAAGAAAUCUGGAAAGUAGAAAUAUAAGAAUUGGGAAGGGAAUUGUUUACCAUGAAGGAAAAAGGAGAGUAAUAAUAAAUUAACUUUUUAAAGCAUGAAUGGAUUGAAAUUUAGAAAUGUUAAUAAGCCUUUCUUGGUGACUUUUGAGGAUACAUUUGGAAGAGCAUUCAGUAUUCAGAAACUUAUUAAGAAAUGUUACUGGAAUUAUGUAUAAGUAAAUUAGUAAAGUUAUGAGAGAAACUGUGGGAAUAUAUAUAUCUAAAUAUAAAUUUUGUGACUCUGAGUUGGGCAUUGUGAGCAAUUGAAAAGUGUAAAUUUUGGAGUUGAGAAAGCAUUCAGCAUGGUGGAAAUGUGUAGCACUUAUUGGUGAGAAAGGAUGGGGCUAAAAGAAACGAGAUAAAAUAUUAAAAUUAAGAAUUUAGGCAUUACCUCAGGGGGAAACACUUGACAGUGAAAGGGAACUACUUAAUCGCUAAUAGCUAGUCUGGACCAGACACUUAAAUGCACUUUGGGAUUCAUUCUGCACUAACCAGGAAAUAAACUUGACUUUUCUAUUUCUCUCUGAAGCUUUCAGGAGUACCCCCGAUACACACCCUAUUUUAAAGCUACAGCAUCUUGAUUCAUACUGUAAUUCUUGAAACAUGCUGAAUGGAGUUUUUUUAGGUUCCUUGAGCAUUUUUGUAUGAAGAAUCAUAUCUAAUUCUAUAACCAUGCCAUUCACUUAAAUAAUUCAUAGAGGGAAUGGUUUAAUUUAAAGGAAGACCUAAUAGGAAGAGGAUUAAAGGAAGCUUUUAGUCAGCCUGUGGCUAGAUUUAUUGAUUUGGUGAUCAGACCUGUAUUCUUUCCUGAACUUCAGCUAAUGGCAAACUGUGGUCAAAAAAUGGCUUUCAAUUAAAGUUUUGACUUUCUUAGUAUAAAUAAUAUAAAGAAUGUCUAAGUAAUUAGAAAUCCUUCAAAAAAAAAAAGUAGAGCAAAUGUGGCAAAUAGGAAUCAUAUUAUACAAAUUCCAUUUCUUUUUAUAAGAAAAACACAAACCAUUAUCAUUUAUUCAUGAGCCAAAGCCAUUAAGAUAAAUCAAGCUAUCAGCUUCCUGUCUUGCUGAAGUUUGGAUCAUUUUAUAGAUCCAUGUAAUAGAGAACUUCCUUCCUAUGAAACAAAAACCUUGAGACCUAACUCAUAAAUAUACUCUUAGUUUUCAUUAAAAAAUCUUUUUUGUCACUUUUAGCUCUAAUCAGAGUCAAAAAGGUUAUAUAUUGAUUUGGGGAGAGCAAAUUUCACAGGAAGUAGACUUAAUUGUAUAACAUUCCUGGAGACAACACAAGGGAAACAGUGUUUAAAUGUAAAAUAGACUGUGUGCUAGGUAAUUUAAUGCCCAAAUGAAUAAAAGAUUUUUAAGUCAAGAUUAUUGUUUCUAGUUUAGAAAAAAAAAUCUACAAUCUCAGUUUUAAUAAUCAGUUUUACAUCCUUUUUUAUUUCUAAAGAAUAAACAGAAAGCACAAGAAGUUUUCCUUUUUUAAUGGCCUGCUGGAUAUGACCAGCAGUACAAGAGUCUGUCUAUACUAUUCUAACACAUUAAAAUAUUGGACAUAAAAUGGAGAUAACUUUUGGAAAUGGUUUGGCUUUUAAGUAGAACUGAAAACUAAUGGAUAUAACCCAAUGAAAAGGGAAUCCUCUCUUCAAAUAAAGCCAAUCUUUGUGAAUUACUUUUACAUUUUGAAUAGAUUACUCAAUCCUAAAUCUUUCUUUACUCUUAUUUCCUAGCACAUAAAAUAUAGAUAAUAAUACUUGUCACUUGACUUCCUGAAGGUUAAUUCUUCAGUUAAGAGGUGACCAUUGGAGCAUACUUGAAAAUAAUUUCUGUCCAGCUGUUAAGUACUAAUGUGAUGAUAGGUUUUCAAAGUAUCCCCUUAGUGGACGCUGCAGAUUCGCAUUCACUUUUAGUCUGUUAAUAGGCUUUCUUGACUUGAUUUGAUAAUAAAGAUAAUGGUACAAUUUGAAUUUAUGGUUUAAACUCUGCAAUUAGAUGAACGGUUUCAAUUUCCUCCUAUCUUUAAUAAGGUUUGUGUAAAAUUGAUGUUUGCCUAAGUUAUUUUAAAAGUUGAUUACAUUUACAGGAAGCAAAGAUAAUCACUUUUGUUGUGGUUAUAAUUUAAGCUUUCAGACUCGAGAGUGUAAAACUUAAGGAGAUAUACUUAAAUUAUGCUGAGUUUGCUAGAAUUGGAUAAAUUUAGUAUAAACCAAGUAUGAACUUGAUAAACACCUGAACAUACAGAGUUGAAGUAGUAACUUCACAAAGCUAUUAGUACUCAUCAGUCAGGCUUGUGUGAUCCACCCCUUACCCAAAAAGAAGUAAAUGUUUCCAUUUUUAUUCUAAUGCUGAAGUUGAAUGUUUCUUGGAUGUGAGUUCAAAUAAAUUGAUCUGAAUAAGUUUUCAUUUCUUAUUAAAACUUCAUAUAUAAAA